AUGUCGAAAGUCAUCAAGAAUGUCGCGCUUGCAGGUGCAACUGGUAGUCUUGGCUCUAUUGUCCUAGCUAGCCUUGUCAACGACAGCGAAUUCAAUGUUACUGUCAUUGCUCGCAAGGACGGUCAGUCAGUCCCCAAGGGCGUGUCAAUCAAGAUCGUCGACACGGACUCUGUCGACGCCAUCACCGAAGCACUCCGUGGCCAAGAUGCUCUUAUCGAUGCAACAUCUGGUCCGGACUCUACGCUUGGUAUGCGAUUCAUUGAUGCCGCAGCUGCUGCAGGCGUAUACCGUGUCAUUCCAGGCGAGUUCAGCGCCGAUGUCCAGAGCGCUGAAGCUCGCUCUCCACUGGUUUUCCACGGAAAAAAUAUGGCUUUUGAGCACCUGAAGAAGCUAUCUGCUGAGGGCAAGAUUACGUAUACAACCAUUUCCAAUGCAGCCUUCCUAGACUGGAACCUGCGUACUGGCUUCAUCAAUAUCGACAUUCACAACAAGAAAGUUCAGUACCUAAAUGACGGCACUGACGUAUUUCCGUGGACACAUCUUUCGUCCGUCGGCACUGCAGUGGUCAAUGCGCUUGCGAAACCCCAGGAAACAGAGAAUCGGGCUUGCUACAUUUCAAACAUUAGAAAGAGUCAGAAGCAGAUGGUUGACCUCGCCAAGGAUAGCCUAGGGGCUGAUGGCUGGGAUGAAUCGACUAUUGAUGCGGAGAAAGCACUAAAAGCUGCAGCAGAGAGUAUGCUUUCCGGUACCAUCAACAUGCAGGUUAUCGGAGAUAUGAUUCGGUGGUCGUGUACAGUCUACUCCCCUCGCUGGGAGCAGCAGGAUGAUAAUAAGUUGUUGGGCGUAAGGAACCUGACUGAUGAUGAGGUGAUGAAGUUGAUCAAGGAAAUUGCUGCAGAGAAGAAGUAG
Aaosphaeria arxii CBS 175.79 is the source of this 909-nucleotide messenger RNA. Its product is annotated as isoflavone reductase family protein-like protein CipA. Bases 1 to 909 code for a protein of 302 amino acids. NCBI's taxonomy places the organism in Eukaryota, Fungi, Ascomycota, Dothideomycetes, Pleosporales. The transcript has 2 exons. The record is from RefSeq and is a predicted model, not a curated record.